AUGGUGAUGUUUGUGGUCUUUCUGAUCAUCUUUCUCAUGACUAUUGUAGGAAAUAGUCUCAUUAUUUUGGCAGUGAGAGUAAACAUUCAGCUCCAAACUCCCAUGUAUUUUUUCUUAUCGAACCUGUCAGUCCUAGAGAUGUUUUAUACAUCUAUUACAAUACCCAACAUAUUGUCCUUAAUAGCAAGAGGAACCAAUGUGAUCUCCUUCACUGGUUGCAUUAUCCAGGUCUACCUGUUUACACUGUGUGCCACCACUGAGUGCAUCCUUCUGGCAUGUAUGGCUUGUGACCGCUACGUGGCCAUCUGUCGGCCUUUGCACUACACUGUCAUCAUCAACAGGGAAGUGUGCCUGUGUUUGGCAGCACUUGCUUGGUUGAGUGGAAUUCUAAACUCAACCAUCAACACUGUGGUCACAUCAGGUCUUUGGUUUUGCGGUUCAAACUCAAUAGAACGUCUCUACUGUGAGGUUCAACCUCUUAUCCAUCUCUCCUGUUCUGACACCCACACAAGCCACAUCUUGGCUACACUUUCAGCUGCUGUGUUUGGAGUUAGCUGCCUCAUUUUUAUCCUUAUCUCCUACACUUUUAUCUUGGUGGCCAUCUUCAGGAUCCCAAGUAGGUACAGCAGACAGAAGACCUUCUCCACUUGUGCAUCUCAUGUUACAGUGGUCGUACUGUACUUCGGAUCCCUCAUCUUUAUGUACCUCCUACCUAACAAUAGCUCUUCAGAAAAGCUGAACUCUGCAAUCUCCAUGAUCUACUCGACAAUCACCCCCAUGCUAAAUCCUAUCAUUUAUAGUUUGAGGAACCAUCAGGUUUUAGGGGCUUUGAAAUGUCUAAGAGAAUUGUUGUACAAAAACAUGCAGCACAUAACUGUUUAA
Molecule: messenger RNA, 882 nt
Organism: Nanorana parkeri
Lineage: Eukaryota; Metazoa; Chordata; Amphibia; Anura; Dicroglossidae
Product: olfactory receptor 15-like
Exons: 1
Coding region: 1-882 (293 amino acids)
Biological process (GO): G protein-coupled receptor signaling pathway
Cellular component (GO): membrane
Molecular function (GO): olfactory receptor activity; G protein-coupled receptor activity
Source: RefSeq, a predicted model, not a curated record